GUAGUUUCAAUGAAUUUGUCGUUAUUUAGUGAAUCUUUUAAUGUGUGAAAUCUUAACUUAAUUAUCGAGAUUGAUUUCUUUAUGUGAGGUUCUUUAUUACUCCGUAUAAAUUUGUUGAUAGUUGUAGCAUUUUGAUAAAAGUUUAGAUUUGCUUCAAUUUUUUGGAUAUUAGUCUUUGACCUAGCAAAUUAUAUUUUUGAUGAACUUGCAAUGUUACUGAAUUUAGCAUAACAUAUACAAAAUAUUUGUUGCACUGCCACCUUAAUUGACACUUACCCUCGCCUUGUUUUUUUGGUAAAAAAGAGUUACAUCAUUAGAUUAAGCUAUUAUGCCUUGAAAAUACAUGAUUGUUUGUAGGGUCAAGAGGGAGCCCUGUUUGGAAAGAGUUCUCCAAAAUAUUACAGUCAUAAAAAACAAUGUCAUUACAGUGAUCAACACAAUCUCUCGGAUUUUUUGGUGGGUGGACAGUAGGUCUGUAUUGUAGCGUGCUCCACUGAGUCCUUGACUUUCUUGUGACGUAGUCCUCUUCCUUGACUUUACUUCUUAUGACGCUCCUCAAGCAUCCUUUGUCUAAUAUCAGUAGAUACUCCUUGCUUGGUUUGUAUAUGUUAGUAAGCCAAUCUGUCGGCGUAGAGUCACAAUUGAUACCAGCUACUGCUCUUUUACAACCAGACUGUAGGCAAGUAUUAAUCCAUUGUUUUCCCUCAAUCCACUUCAAAGCUUCGAGCAUACCAAUAGCUUAUGCAGUCAGCGAGUCUGUGGUGAUGAACACACCAGCUAUGGUACCCUCGCCUUUGUUGGGCUCUGCCAGUCUACUUGCUAGCAUGACGCAUUUUCAUCUUUCAUUAAUAUUCUCUCUUGUUAUUAUCCAUGAUAGCUAUAUGUCUAUAUGUUUACUAGGUAGCUCCAAGUUAUAAAUUUUCCUAAGAUUUUGGAUUUUAAUUUAGAAAAUUUCCUCUUUGGAUGUCUUCUUUUAGAUUCUUGUUGAAGUUGAUAAUCUCAAAGACGUGCCAUGUCCCUACAUACAAAUUAAAGGGGUUGAUAAGGAUGUUGUAGUGACUAUAGGGUUAAUGCUAAGGCUUGACGGUUCAUACGCCACUAAGGUCGGACUUUUGGGCACGGCACGGUCACUUCAAAGUGAUCUCAAUCAGAUUGCUGAAACUGCUGAUACAUCAACCCCAGAGGGUCUAAAUUAUGUUUUAACUGAAUCGAUGCUGGCUUUGCUUCGGCACCCUGAUUAUUGCAUAUCAGCCUAUUCAUAUGUUUUCAAUACUCCAAGAGAGAGGCCCUUAACCAAAGAGGUGAUACAUGAAGUUCGAGACAAGUGAGCUAAUUACUUCACCGAUUGUGAAAAAUCCUCGUUGUAAAUAGAACAAGCUAUUAGUUAUCUGUGACUCUAAAAUUACUUUAUUAUUUAUUGAUUUAAUUACAUUUGAACUAAUGUGAUACUACUAUUGUAAACUUGAAAUUUAUCUAAUUUUUUAGGAACGUCAAAGUGAUGUUUGGUGAAA
Messenger RNA from Spinacia oleracea (spinach), 1511 nucleotides. RefSeq lists its product as uncharacterized. Gene Ontology annotation, cellular component: chloroplast. The transcript is spliced from 4 exons. The record is from RefSeq and is a predicted model, not a curated record. NCBI's taxonomy places the organism in Eukaryota, Viridiplantae, Streptophyta, Magnoliopsida, Caryophyllales, Amaranthaceae. The coding region runs from base 1071 to 1328 and encodes 85 amino acids.